AUGCUCCAAUUUGCGUGGACGUCGACGGGUGUCCUUAUCUACUGCGUCACGGGCAGCGCGCCGCUGCCAACGUACUUUUUGCUCUUGAUGGGUCUUGUCGGGUCGCUCUCGACCUUGGCCAUGCUUGUGCCGUUGGCGGCCGCCCUCGACAUUCAGCGCAAGCACGGCACCAUGCUGCGAACGCACCUGCUCGAGCUCGAAUUUGCCCGCCGCGACGCUGUCUUGAGCGGGACGGACGCCGGGUUUGACGAUCGCAUUGCGCGGUUUGAAACCAUCAUUGAUGCGGUCGACAACCACGACGCGCGCAUGACGUUUCUUUGGAUGGAAAUUUCGCUAGCACGCCUCGCAACCGUCGGUGCGACCUUGGCGUCGCUCGUGUCGUACAUUGCUUUUCACGCUGUCCCGUUUACGUGGGCAGGCCUCAACGGCUACAACGUGGUGCAGAAUCAAAUGUGGGCAAGUUCGCUCGACCCGAGGAGCAACACACCCGAGGCCGUGCACGGAGUGAUUUUCAACUAG
This is a messenger RNA of Saprolegnia diclina VS20, 519 nucleotides long. RefSeq lists its product as hypothetical. Lineage: Eukaryota; Oomycota; Saprolegniomycetes; Saprolegniales; Saprolegniaceae. The transcript has a single exon. The record is from RefSeq and is a predicted model, not a curated record. Bases 1 to 519 code for a protein of 172 amino acids.